This is a messenger RNA of Ostrea edulis (European flat oyster), 3129 nucleotides long. RefSeq lists its product as uncharacterized. The transcript is spliced from 3 exons. Lineage: Eukaryota; Metazoa; Mollusca; Bivalvia; Ostreida; Ostreidae. The record is from RefSeq and is a predicted model, not a curated record. Bases 12 to 2087 code for a protein of 691 amino acids.
GUAACAAGAAGAUGAAAGUGAAUCACAACAGUACUGUCCCCGUUCGAGAUUUUAAUGACAACUGGAUGCUCAGAGUUGUAGAGCCUGUGGAAAAAGUGACGGUAGAGUAUGAGGCUUUGGACUCGUGUGUUAAAGAUUUGGUAGAAUAUCAACCUAUUGAUAUUAUCGAUUUUGAACCUGAUGAUAAGGAGACAAGAAGAAAAUGGAUUACAAACUUAUCAUUAUCAAAUUCUGUUGCAUUAUUUCCAUUCCAAUUUGGAAACUAUCUUGGAAACAUGAAUGUUUUGUGGAAAAUUCCUGGGUCAAGUGAAAGGGAUACAGUAAAACAAGUACAAAUUAUCAACAAAGUAAAAAAGAACAUAAUGAAGUUUUCAACAAGAAAGAUGCAGAAGGAAUUUAUAGAUCGAUAUAAAACCUGUACUGGCCUGCAACCAGUAAUUUUAAGGAACAUGUAUUUAUAUCUUACAGAGUUUGAAUAUCAGGCAAAUUCUGCAAAUGCUGCAGAGAUUGAUGAACGGUUUAUGAAGUUUUUGUUGGAAAGUGAAGAUUGUGACUUGAUUUUUGAUUUGCGAAAAAAUAAUUGUCGACCUACAGAAGAGAAGUUUAAGCCAUUCUGGAAAGAAUUGAGUAAAUUUUUUGAUGAAAAGGCUGCUGUUCAUGAAAGGCGAUCAAAUGACAAACUUUACUUACCAUUUGCCAUUUCAGUGGAAGAUCUCAGACGCCAAAUACUUGAUAGACUGCCAGAGGGUUCAGAGGCUCUAUCUGUGUCUUGGCUAAAACUGAACUUUAGUCCCGCAAAUGUGUACAACACAACUGCUAAAAAUUACACUGGACAAUACAACGUACGGUUUGCAGUACAGCAAAGAUUAGUCCGAGUUCAGCAUCUUGACUCUCAUUAUUGCGCUGUGUUAUUUUUAAUGCUGAAGGAAUUUGCAUGUCAGAUGCGAGAGUAUUCAACUUUUCAAUGCAUGGAUGAUAAGGCUAUUGUACCUUUGGGUGAACCUGGUCAUCCAGUUUCAACUGGAGUACGUGCCCACCAUGGAGGCCUGAUAGGAGGGUGCAUGAAGGUGGUAGCUUUGGACUUUCAUGUUGGUGGGAUCAUUCCAUCUGUCUGUUUCAUGAAUGAUAUACCGGAAAACCCAAAAGACUCGUUUUAUAACGGACAUCUUUAUGUUACUGUUAAAGACAAGGUUUUCCAAGCCCCAUCUCCACUGCGACAUUCAACUGAAAGCGUGUCUUUGAUGCGACAGUGCUACUCAGAUGAUGAUGUGAAUCUUCGAACUCCGGUGCUCAUCCGUUACACUGAUGGUGGACCAGACCACAGGACAACAUACAAAAGUGUGAAAAUUUGUACUCUAAUGGAGUUCAUUGCUCUUGACUUGGACAUGAUAGUGUGUGCACGAACGGUCCCAUGUGGCAGCUAUGCAAACCCAGCAGAAAGAACAAUGAGUCUCCUUAAUUUAGCUUUACAGAACGUAGCAUUGGAGCGAACUGCAAUGUCUCCAAAUUGCGAAAUGCAAAUUAAGUCAGUAAAUUCACUCAAAAGUCUACGAAACUUGGCAAGUAAAAAUCAGAGAAUUAAAGAAGAGUACACACAAGCAGUUGGUGUAACACUGAACAUUUUGAAAGAAAGAUUUAAACGUCUAAGUUGGAAAGGAGAAAGUGUAUGUGUGCAAGAGGCAGCUAGUCAAGAAGAGAUGAAUGCUUUGGUGGAGAUACUGAAAGUGCUGGAUGAGAAUAUUCAGUCAGACUCAAAUUUGUCAAAUCUACAAUCUAAAGCAGUUGAUGCUUUCCUUGAGUCCCAUUCCAGAAGUCGUCAAUAUAUAUUUCAGAUCAAGAAGUGUUUGGCAGACAACUGUGGGUAUUGUGUACUUAAUCCUCCCCGGCUUCCAGAUGAAGUAUUCCAGGGCUUGCAUUUUGUGCCAGAUCCAACAAAGGAUGAAAACGGGCAGUACAAAGGGUUUAAGGAUCUGUAUGGGACAGAAACUAAUGAUAUGGACAGGCCAAGUCUGAAAGGGAAAUCUGGAGAAUCAUCAGAAAGAGACAAGAAAUUCAAAGCUGUAUUGGUAGGAAGUAAGUACACAUAAUUACAUGUAGCUUUUUAUAUAUUAUUAAAAUAUAUAUUGCAGUAACAACUCUUGUAACUUCUUGCAGCAAAAGUAAGGGAUUUGUGAUCUGCACUGAGUGUGGGAAGAGAAGGGUCAUUUAUGCAAGCAGAAAAUUGAACAGAAUGGAGGAAAGAGCGGUGGAACGGGUUCAAGAAGAAUUACUUUAUAUAUGUGGCAGUCCUUUAUUUCCUGGAGGCCAGUAUCAGGACAUCAUUCUGUGCAGACAGAACAUCGAUUGUUCAUCUCCAAUUGAGACACAGUAUUACGCAGGAGCAACACAGAUUUUUGAUGCUGUUUGCUUUCACUGUGGAGACUCGGAUGUUUCUAACUCUGAGGAAUUUAGGCGAUUGCAAGAAGAUUUCGCCAUUGUCCGGCCAAUAUGCCAAGCAUGUCUUCACGCAGGAAAACAAAUUUCUACCCGGAAUGCAAAAAAACGCAGAAAAUGAUUUAUACUCAUACACUGAAUCCAAUUAAAUGAUAAACAAAAUUUUACUGUGUGAUUGAUUUUCAUUUUUAUCAUUUUAUUAAAAAAAAAACAAAAAAAACUCUUUUUGUGAAUUUUAUUAUUUUUAUUGUCUCGACUCAACAUAUAUUUAGAUUUUUUUUAAAAUUUUAUUUCAAAUGUCAAAGUAUAUGCAUAGAUAUUUGGGGGUCAACUUUUCAUUUCUUAAGUUAUAUGAGUGUGCUUUAUAUCAUCGUUUUCGUCUUAAAAAGACGAGAAAGAAUAUGUAAUUAAAAUAAAUGUAGGAUGAAAAAUGAAAAUUUUAUGCCCUAAACCUUUUACAAUUUGGACUUAGUCAUUUUACAGCGAGUGAUAAAAAAUGCUUUUUGGGGCUGAUUUCCUUAUUUAUUAUCACACCUUAAUGUUUCUUAUAUCAUUUUUUUCGUCUCAAUGAGGCGAACCAGGUGAUACCAAGUUCUUAUUUCUAGCAUGAUAAAUAAAACUAUGAGCCCCCAAAAACAUUUUCAGUCAUUCGUCGGAAAAAGUCUAAGUCCCAAAUCAGGUUAUCUGGGGUCAAAU